UACCUCGCAGUUGUCGUGAUCUCCCGGAAGUGAAUUCAACGACGAAGAAGAACAAGCCCCGCCCCAGAGACGCGCUUCCGUGUUGGCGGAGCAGCUAGCUAGCUAGCUCGCUCGCUCGCCGGUAAGCCCUCGUCCCACCUAAUUGCGCAAUGAAAUAAUUAAACGGCAACUUGCCGAAGUUUAAAGGUGUUUUUCUUUAACGGAGCCAAAUGCGGAAUAAGCUCCGACGGCCAUGGAGGGUGAGCAACGCUAACUAGCGGCGUAUAAAUGAGUGGCUCCAAUCGCUACCAGCCACGAACAUGUUGGCGUGGCUCGCAUACUCGCAUGCACUGAAGACGCGACGUGAUUUGCACGUGAGCUCGCUUCACCACACUUUGCCGGCUCACUCGCUCGACUCCGUCCGAUGGAGGUGACGCGUUGCUCGGCUCAGCCAACAAGAUGACGCGCCGCCCGAGCCGGCGGAUGCUUGUGCCCUUGUGUGCAGCCUUAGGCCCGACAUGGACGCCCGCUCGCCGGAGUGCCCCAUCCUGGCCGAAAAGCGGCCGAGUAGGAAGCGCAAUGGACGCUGCUGUGCAGGACUCGUGAGCAUUUUGCACAAGAUCUUCACCGACCACAACACGCUCAACAUUCAAUCCGUCAGCCGCCUGGAAUGUGCUGGUUCCUGUCCCAAUCUGAUGAUGAGUAGGAGAGACGUGGCGGACGUGGCGCCCGCCCCCAGCGGGGCCGUCACCCCUCAGCUGCCCCACCGGGCCCAUCACCACCGGCCCCUUUGCAUGUCGGUGUCGUCCGACAGCAGCGGACGCUUCAAAGCUCUCGACACGCAGGAGUGGAAGAACAACCUCAAAGCUCAGAUGGACCAGGCCCACAGCGCAGGUGCGAGCAGCAGUACGGGCUCCCUGGAGCGGGCGUCCCUCUUCUGUGCCCCGGGGGGCCCGUCCAAGGCGGCCGGGCGCUUCUCGCUCUUCUCUGCACCGUGGAACGUCAGCUCCGAAUCGGACUCCAACCCGACGUCUCGGUCCGGCUCCAAGAAACUACGCAACUACAAUCGGCGGACGGCCACGGGCCCAGCCGGAGUCCCCGAGCCGCCCCGAGGGGAGGUCGGGGGCUGCGAGGGGGCCCCACGGCAUUUUGAGCCGGUCAUCUCCAAGGUGACAGACUACAUCUACGUGGGCAACCUGAACGCGGCCUAUAACGGGCGGGCGCUCUGCCGCAACAACAUCGACUGCAUCAUCGACAUGAGCAGCGCCCCGGGCCAGGCGCCGCCCACUCUCAGCCUCAUCCCUUGCACGUGCUCGCGGGGGGCCCGCCACAGCUGGUCCCGCCUCAAGGUGGACAUCGGCGACUUCAAGCAGCGCUGCUUCGAGGACAUCAACGAGUGCAUCCACGCCUCGGCUGGCAAACGCAAGCGGGUUCUGGUCCACUGUGGGGAUGGCUUCUCACUGGCGCCCACCUGCAUCAUCCAGUACCUGAUGCUCAAACGCAACAUGAGGCUCAUGGCGGCGUACGAGCUCCUCAGAGCGAAAUAUCCCGUCAAUAUCCGUGAGUGUCAUCGCAACCUGCUGGUCAGCCUGGAGAGGACGCUCAGGCCCGGGGACGUCGAUUCGGAGAGCUUCAAGCAGGCCAUAUCCAGGAAGGUGGCCUGGACCUGACUCGCCCUGAGCCAGAUCGCCAAAAAGUUCUCGUGUCAUCCCGCCUGAACUUCACUGCAACGUCUAAGCAGAUGUUCGAGACCUGGUUCUGAUUCCCCAGAUGUGCUUCUGUGACCGUGUGGUGUGUCUUGGACCUCCACUUGAUAUUUGUGUAAAACUCUUUAAUUGACACUAACGUGGUUCUAGUACCAGGUGGUCCGGCUAUGUCUUGUGGAUGGCCAUCCAGUUGAUCUUCUAAGAGUGAUCCCUCCCUAAGAAUUGUUUUUUUUAGCUCCAUCCCAACAGCUCAAGAGAUGAGUGAAACCUGGUUCUGGUUCCAGAGGUGUGCUUCUGCUACCACAUGGUAGCUCCGUCACACAUCUCAGGAGAUGUGUAACAUUAGUCCCAGGUGGUGUCUCGUAAACCUCCAUUUGCUCUUUUCUGAGUGUUCCCUCCCUCAGAAUUGUCUUUUACUUCAACACAGUAUCUCAGGAGAUGUUCGAGACCUGGUCCUAGUUCUGGAGAUGUGUUAUCGCAUGGAUGGACAUCCAGUUGAUCUUUUGUUCCAGCAGUGUCUUGUGGAUGUACUUCCAGUUAAUCUUUUAUGAGUGUUCCCUCCCUAAGAAUUGUUUUGUAGCUCCAUCACCACAUCGCAGUAGGUGUGUGAAAGUAGUUUCUGAUACCAGGUGGUGUCUCGCAGACCUCCAAUUUGAUCUUUUGGAAGUGGUUUCUCCUGAAGAAUUAGUUUUUUUUUAAAUUCCAUCCCAACAUCUCAAGACAAGUGAAACCUCCUCCUGUUUCCAGAUAUGUGCUUCUGGUAACAGGUGGUGUCUCAUGGACCUCCAGUUGAUCUUUUGUGAGUGUUCCCUCCCUAAGACUUCCAUCCAUCACAAUAUCUCAGGAGAUUUGUGUUAGACCUGGUUCUGAUUCUAGAGAUGAGCCAAUGAUGAUCUCCAACUCUAGAACCACAUCUCAGGAGAUGUGGUUGUGGUACCAGGCGGGCCAAUUCAGUGCAAUGUCUCGUGCAUCGAGCCUCCAGUCGAUCCUCUCCAAGAACUCUGGUUUUAUCUUCCUGAUUCUCUGUAAGGUGUUUGUGUGGAUGUUCUGAUCCGAUGUAGCGGUACUCGUCUGCUGCUGAACAACAACGUGGACACUCGCACAUGCUGAGCUGUCCUCUGUGAGGAAGAACACUUGCUAAGUUCUGUUGUGCACCGUUCGGACCUCUGAACUAUUUGAUUUGAUCAGAGUUGUUUAAUGUGAAUAUUGUUAAUGUUUUCUGGUGAUUUGAAAGGAGUUUCUGAAAUUCUUGUGCUUUACCAUAGCAAAAUUUUGUUUUGAUUUGAUUUGGCACCACGCUAAAAUACAAAACGACGAAAAUAGUUACUGUGUCUCGAAUGCCGCGGAGAUGAUUUCUCGUGAUUGGUCCGUUUUAGGUUCACAUGCUGUGAUGACGUACUCAGCGUGCCCCUUGGUUCUACAUGCCAUCUACGCUGGCGCCUUCUCGAUCGAUUUUGCAGCAUCAUUAAACGUAUCAUCUGGUCAUCUAGGUCCAUUUGUUCUGCAGACACUGUUCCACGGUCGCCAUUGUUGUUGCUUUGUUCCUUGUUACUGAAAGGAAAGUAAAAACGGCUACCGGAAAUGGCCCAAAAAUGCGUUUUCAUUCACUUUCAAAGUGCAACUUCAGAUUAACAUUUUUUUCAGUGAAUAUUCCAACUUCAGUCUCUUUUUAACACAUUUUCUGGUAAUAUUUAUUUUCGUAAAAUAAAAAAAAACAACUUCUGGUACUAGUCCAUAUUUUUCUGUAAGAUACAAUUUAUAAUGCUAAUAUCCUUGUAUCUGGUAAUCCUGAUAUUUCAACUUCAAUAUGAUGACGUUUUUAUGGUAACAUUGCGCCUUUUAUUCAUUUUUCUAAUGCAUUUUUUCACUUUUUUUCUGUCUACUUAAUACUCCCUUCCAUAAAUUGCUAACAUAAAAUAAACCAAAUAAAAUGGGAAUUUGGGUUGAAAGUGUAAACAUGAAGACACUUAUUUAAAUGGAAACUUUAAAUUCUUUUAAAGUCAAAAUAAUGCUUCAGUUUUGACAAUUGUGACAUUAAAACAAUUGAAUCAUCAUUUACAGUCGUGCUCACCAUUAUUAGUACCCAUGAAGUUGAAGUACUAAAUGUGGACGAUCUCCUGAAGAAAAUGAAUCAAGUGAAAUCUUUUUUUCCUAUAGAGAACUUGUAUUUGAUACAAAAGAGCAAAUGAUAACAUUUUCUGGGCAGAUGAAAUUAAAAUAGAGCUUUUCAGCAAUACACACAAACAGUAUGUUUACAGACUCCGCAAUGAAGCCUUUAAGGAAAAUAAACAGUCAAGCAUGGUGGACGAUCCAUCAUGCUGUGGGGCUGCUUUCCCACAUCUGGUACUGGAGGCCUUGACUGUGUCACAGAAAAAUAGAGAUUUUGGAGGGAAAUGUCUUACCCAGUGUAAGCGAACUUUGUUUGAAGUGAAGAUCAUGGGUCCUCCAGCAAGAAAAAAAGACCCAAAGCCCACAUCCAAAAGCAUGCAGGAAAGAUUGAAAAGGAAAACAAAUGCACUGUUUUAAAAUGGCCAGCAAUGAGUCCUGAUCUCAAACCGAUUGAGAAUCUUUGGUGGGAGCUGGAAUGUGAAAAAGAACUAUCCAAAUUGCAAAGGAAGAGUGGGGGGAAAUACUACCUGUUAAGUGCAAAAAGCUUCCAGAUGGAUGCGAGAAAUGUUUGGAGGCUGUCAUCGCUGCCAAAGGGUGUGCAAGCAAAUAUUGAGAGCUGCCAAAAAUUGCUGCACAUGCGGUUUUCUGUUUUUUUUUCUUUUAAUCUAAGUUGGGGGGGGGAAAAAAGAUCUCCAUUUAAAAGAUGUUUGGUACAUUUCCAUUUAUUAUUAAGCUACUGUACAGUUUAUGCAAAAAUAAAAAAUGAAGGGGUGCCAAUAUUGGUGAGCACAACUGUACGAGGCUAGCCGAUAUUUAGCAACCAACCAAAAACUUUCUGAUCAACAGGAACUCUUUCGUUAAGUUUCCCAUUUCAGUUAGGCUCCAAAUGUACAGCACACAAGCUAGCUUCCAAAUGCAGUUUGUUACAAGUAUGACAAAACUGCUAACAUUUUUUUAAGUUGUCAGGAGUCAACUUUAUGCCACCAUAUGUCAAACCUUUUACAAUAUAUGCAAAUAUUUACAAAAUUGAUCAUUUCAACCGUGGCAACAGGAUGCUAACAUCGGUUGAAGGGGCUAGUGGUGGCUAUGCUACCAGUGUGAAAACAAUGCGGCUUCUUGGUUGGGUUUGUGAUGUGACAUUUGCACCUUUUCUCGAUAUGUGCUGUCAAAGUUGACUUUACAUUUUUGGGGUACAAUCGUGAGCUUUUGUGGGCAGUGCCUGUAAUAUAUUAGCGCUUUUUUUUGUUGUUUUCUGGGUCGGCGCCAACGUCUUUGGUGAAGGUGAAAGUGAAUGUGGUUCUCCUCAAUGUUCUCAGGUGAUUCCUCCGUGGUCAGGCCACAUUUGUACUGUUCAUUAAUUAAAAGCUGACGUUAACAUUU
Molecule: messenger RNA, 5174 nt
Organism: Phyllopteryx taeniolatus (common seadragon)
Lineage: Eukaryota; Metazoa; Chordata; Actinopteri; Syngnathiformes; Syngnathidae
Exons: 4
Coding region: 498-1649 (383 amino acids)
Biological process (GO): protein dephosphorylation; negative regulation of MAPK cascade
Cellular component (GO): cytoplasm
Molecular function (GO): MAP kinase tyrosine/serine/threonine phosphatase activity; protein tyrosine/threonine phosphatase activity
Source: RefSeq, a predicted model, not a curated record